This is a messenger RNA of Phaedon cochleariae (mustard beetle), 1006 nucleotides long. The record is from the annotation of a GenBank genome assembly. Lineage: Eukaryota; Metazoa; Arthropoda; Insecta; Coleoptera; Chrysomelidae.
GCAAGGAAGUAGAACUUCGUCAGAAUUCGUCCAUUUUCUUUUCCCAGCACCGGCCAAAAGAGGCACAUGUGCUUUGUUACUUUUGUGUAUUCAUUUGGUAGUUGAAAGAAAAAUAACAUUCACAGUAAACCAUAAAUUCCAGUUCUCAACGGUCUCAAGUGUGUUGUGAACGGUUCAAGUGACAUAAAGAUAAAAUGAACACCGAAAAACUAAAAAAAUUACAAUCACAAGUAAGGAUUGGCGGCAAGGGUACCCCACGUCGUAAGAAGAAGGUUGUCCACUCGACCCAAGCAACUGACGAUAAGAAACUGCAAUCUUCCUUGAAAAAAUUAUCAGUAAAUACAAUCCCAGGUAUUGAAGAAGUGAAUAUGAUUAAAGAGGAUGGAUCUGUGAUCCAUUUCAACAACCCCAAAACACAAGCUUCUUUAGCAGCCAAUACAUUCGCCAUCACUGGCCAUGGUGAAAACAAACAAAUCACAGACAUGCUGCCAGGCAUCCUGAACCAACUAGGCCAAGAAGGUAUCACUCAGCUGAAACGGUUAGCAAGUUCAGUAGCUAAUGCAGGUGUGGGCAAAAUAGUUCCUGAGGAUGAAGAGGAUGUGCCUGAUCUAGUUGAGAAUUUCGAUGAGGCUUCAAAAGCAGAGGUUGCCAAGAAGGAAGAAGAAGAGAAACCAAAAGAAAACUGAGAAUACUGAGAAAAGCUUUACUGUUAGGUGUUGAGGUUUUACGUUCAGAGAACAUACUUUCAUAUAUUUAUGAGUUGACUAAUUCACCAAAACGUUUUUUUGUUGAAAAUUAGGCAUUAUGUAUAGAAUAUUUCCUAGGAAAUAUAUAAAUAUUCUAAUAUGGUUGGUAUUUCAUUAAGUUUUUUUUGUUCAAUCCUCACUAUUCUUUAUGCCUGAAAUGAUAUGUAACUGCAUAGGAGUGCUGAAAAAAAUUUGGUGUCUUAGACAGAACAUGGACAGAACCACUAUUUGAAAUAAAAAGUGUUCAAAGUGUAUGCUCA